Molecule: messenger RNA, 2521 nt
Organism: Sycon ciliatum
Lineage: Eukaryota; Metazoa; Porifera; Calcarea; Leucosolenida; Sycettidae
Product: aspartate aminotransferase, cytoplasmic-like
Exons: 9
Coding region: 253-1497 (414 amino acids)
Biological process (GO): L-aspartate biosynthetic process
Cellular component (GO): cytosol
Molecular function (GO): L-aspartate:2-oxoglutarate transaminase activity; pyridoxal phosphate binding
Source: RefSeq, a predicted model, not a curated record
UUGUACAUUCUUGCUCGGCGUUUGCCAUGGUCGGCUACCAAGGCGAAUCUGUUUUGACAGGAGAUGUUAUGCAAGCCAGGCUGGUCCAGUUGCCGGCAAUGUCUUUAGUUCAGCAGUGUGAGAAAACCAAGUGUAUUUCGUAGUGUAUUUCAAGCUGGCGUGCCCCUUACUCAUUGUCUCUUUUACUUGGAUCAAAUCAAAUAAUUUCAGUAAAGCAGAUGUUGAAAAGAGGCGAAGGCAAGUUGUAAGAGAAUGUCGUUCUUUCAAGACGUCGCGGUAGCACCCCCAGACGCGGUGUUUCACGUUACAACAGCCUACAAUAACGAUACAUCUCCCGAAAAAUGCAAUCUUGGAGUUGGUGCAUAUCGCACGGAUGAGGGAAACCCUUGGGUUCUUCCAGUGGUGCGUAGCGUGGAGACGGCCCUGGCUGCUGACGAAACACUGAACCAUGAGUACCUGUCCAUAGAUGGCUUGAAGUCCUACUCUGAUGCAGCGUCCCGGCUGCUGCUGGGAUCGGGCAGUAAAGCAGUGCUGGAGUCUCGCGUCUGUGGUGUUCAAUCGCUUUCCGGAACGGGUGCACUGAGGUUGGCAGCGGAGUUCUUACGUCGCUUCUAUCCACAAGGCAAAACUGUGUAUAUCUCCGCGCCAACAUGGUCCAAUCACCAGACUAUCUUCAAGCAUGCUGGCUACACAGAUGUCAAAACCUAUCCUUACUUCCAUCCGGGCACCAAAGGUCUGGACUUCAAGGGAAUGGCCGAUGCACUCAGGAAUGCAGAUGAUGGGUCAAUCGUAGUGCUUCACAUGUGUGCGCACAAUCCCACUGGUGUCGACCCUAGUCCGGAGCAGUGGCAGGAGAUCUGCGCGAUAGUCAAGGCCAAGAAUCACUUCACAAUCUUCGACUGUGCGUAUCAAGGGUUCGUGACUGGCGAUCCCGACGUGGAUGCCCGGGCUGUGCACAUCUUUGUUGAGAACGAUGUGGAGUUCAUGGCAGCUCAGUCGUUCUCGAAGAACUUUGGCCUUUACAAUGAGCGCGCUGGUAAUAUCACCGUUGUGACUCGGUCACCCGAUCAGGCCAUCGCCGUGCGUAGCCAGCUGAAGAUCAUUGUUCGUGGCAUGUACUCAAAUCCACCCAACCACGGUGCUCGCAUUGUUGCUUCCGUGCUCAACAACAAGGCGUACGAGGCGGAAUGGCGAGCAAAUCUAAAGACUAUGACAGAUCGCAUUAUUUUGAUGCGCGAGCAGCUGUAUUCCAAGCUGCAACAAUUGAAAACACCCGGUGCCUGGAAUCAUAUUGUCGACCAGAAAGGGAUGUUUACGUUUACUGGCCUAUCUCCUCAACAGUGUGACUACAUGCAAGAAACGUAUCAUAUUUACAUGCUGCGCUCGGGCCGUAUCAACAUGUGCGGCCUGACGCAGCGGAAUCUCGAUCACGUUGCCAAGGCGAUUGAUGAUGCUGUGCGGAGGUUCUCCUCGCCGACCAUCAACGGUCGUUUGUAAGCUGUGUUUUUUUUGUGUGACCGCUGUGUUUAUUCUCCCUCACUCCCCAAACUUGUUCCAUGACUCCGCUCUCCUUGCCCUUCCCGUCUAGUCUAGCAAUGCUGUGCAUUAUUUUUUAGUCCUGCGGCUCACCGAUGGGUCCGUUUCCUUUUUCUUCUUUUCUUUUUUAACUAUCUUGAUCUAUCUUCUGUUUUACUGUGACAGCUCUCCACCCCGCGCGUGUUUGUGCGAAUGCGUGUGUGUGUGUGUGUGCGUGCGUGCGUGGAGUUAGCUUUAGUUGAAGUAUAUUUGCGUUCUCCCCCUGCAUAGUGUCCUUGUUCCCGGAACUUGGCACUGGUUUGUGUCUCAGUUGCCUGUUCCCUCCUUUUAGUCAAUGUGCUCUCUCACACAUGUAAUAGGUCUUAGACGGUCCACAGAUGUUUAGUCGUUUCUCGGGUUUUUAUAAGUGCUUUUUUAUGGAUAUUUUUUCUUUUUUUCUAUUUAUGGCAAUAUUUUAUAUAAUUCAACCUGAUUUUGGGUCGGAUGUUUCCAAUGCCCUCUAUGUAGUUGAUGUCCAUUUCCUUUCAUGUCCUUCUUACCGGGUCGAUGAUGCUGGUGUCCUGCCCAAGUCCGCCACGCUUGUGGUAGUCAUUAAUUACAGUUUGCCGUUUUGGCAUUCUGGCCUUUUCCGCUCCGGUGUUUCAUAAUUUUCUCAUGCUGUUACGCGUGGCCAUUCUGGUAGCCCGCUGUAUGGGUUUUAUUUUACAGCUCUUGAUUUCAGUUCGGGCUCCUUCUGUUGCUGGUCGGGCAUGUCCAUGCAGCUUCAGUUUCGCCACCAUUGCGUGGCAGCUAUUCUCAGCUUCAUUUACUUGCGAGGUGCGGACCAGGGAUGUGUUCCUGGUGCAAUGCUACACGGAUAAGAAUAUAAUUGCACUCCACAAAAUGCUCUUGUGUUUAUUAUUAUUAUUAUUAUUAUCUGAGGGAUUCCCCAAAGGCGGAAUCCUAAAUCAAGGGGGUCUCCGAGAAUAUAUAUCGGUGUGAUAUA